Messenger RNA from Periconia digitata, 1834 nucleotides. The record is from the annotation of a GenBank genome assembly. Lineage: Eukaryota; Fungi; Ascomycota; Dothideomycetes; Pleosporales; Periconiaceae.
AUGCCAGACGGUAACUGGAUUCUGGGUGACCUUUUCGAGAAAGACUACGGUCACGCGGGAUCCAUCGAGAAGCUAUGGGAGAUGAGAUGGAAGUUUCCAUGUAGACGGGGCGUGUACCCCUUCCACGAUGGCAAAUUCGAGGAUUUCGAGCCCAUUUUCAAUAGUAUCAUCGCCAACAAAAUCAAUGACCCUUAUACCGACGACUAUACCAACGCUUUUCUCCCUACAGCGCAAAACCUGGUCAAACAAGCCGACCAACUCGCACGGCAAGGAUCGAUUGAAGAAGCGAAGUCACUUUAUCUGCGAGCAAACGCUGUGUACCGCCUCGCGCGAUUCCCCUACAUUGACACUCCGCUCAAAACGCAGGUCUUCUCCGAGCAAAAAGAAACCUACCUCCGCGGCUCUUCCCUCUGGACUGUCCCCAUCAAAGAAGUUACGAUUCCCCACACUCAGGCCGUCGGGAACGAACAUCCUAAAAUUCCGCUCUACAUUCGCAAGCCAAGCGGUGCAGGCCCAUUUCCCACCAUCUUGCUCAUCACAGGUUUAGACGGACACCGCCCAGAUAACACUGAACGGACUACCGAGCAUCUCCAACGCGGCUGGGCAACAGUCAUCUGUGACAUCCCCGGCACAACUGAAGACUGCCCCGCUGACCGCCGCGAUCCACUCUCCCCGGAUCGGCUCUUCACCUCGAUUCUCGCAUGGAUUCGCGACGAGCCAUCUCUCAAUGAACGUAAAGUCAUUGCAUGGGGUUUGAGCGCCGGUGGAUAUUACGCGAUUCGCCUUGCACACACACAUCGCAACCAGCUCCUCGGAAGCGUCGGACACGGUGCAGGCACACACCACUACAUCGGCCGUGAGUGGCUUUCACGUAUCUCAAAACACGAGUAUCCGUUCGGACUAGAACGUGCGUACACUUCCAAGUACGGUUAUCGCGAUUUCGAAGAGAUGAAGGAGAAGUGUCAGGAUGAAUUCAGUCUUGUGAGUGGGAAGGGGGAGGGAGUUGCCGUUGUAGCGCAGGGUUUAUCGUCAUGCAGGCUGCUGCUAAUCAAUGGUGUGCUUGAUGGGUGCAUGCCGGUUGAGGAUAGUAUGUUGUUAGCUGAGUAUGGGAGUCCGAAGGAGAUGCGAUUCAUCAGGGAGCGUGCGCACAUGGGGUAUCCUGAAGCGAAUGGCGUUGUUUUUCCGUGGUUAGAAGAGGUAAUGAGCUCCGUGCAGUAGAUCCCAAGAGGUAGAUAUCUUAGCCUCCCAGAAAAAUCAUGGUAUCGCUUCCUUUUUGUUUACUGUUCUUAUCGUUUCCUGGGACGCAUCGACGUGACGUGCCUAUAUACAUGAAUACAUGAGAACUUCCUGUAUUUCAUCGGGUAUAUGCCGCAUGAUAGAAUUCCUCGAUCUCUAUUGUCACUUCCACUCCAAGCGAUGGACAUAUAUUUAAAUAACUCGGUAGUUACACACAGGCAGAUACAUAAGCAGGUACUCUUGGUACUGACUUCCUACCCGACGGCUCGAUCCCGCGAAGUCACUUGUCUCUCGUUCACUUGAGCAGCUUUCUAUCAUUGCCCAUCAUCUUUUCCCUUCCGCAAUACUCCAUAUCAAUACUGCACGGCGAAUAUCCCCGCUCCGCUGUUGAUACAUUAUUACGAACGCUCCCACGCGGACUCAUUGUUCUCAAGCACUAUUGUAUUCUCAAACUACACAAAUGGCGACAUUUCCAUCCUGGCCUGAGUACUACGAGAAGUAUGCGAAGUCUGUCCCUCAGACUCUUGACAAGGAUAUAUGUAAGUUGACACCUUCAGGAUCAUACAUUCGGAACCAUGCGUCUUCCUCGUUCGACCCG